Phytomonas sp. EM1 is the source of this 3558-nucleotide messenger RNA. Lineage: Eukaryota; Euglenozoa; Kinetoplastea; Trypanosomatida; Trypanosomatidae. The record is from the annotation of a GenBank genome assembly.
AUGGAAUUCGAUACUGACAUAAAUAAUCUACUUGAGCCUUUGGAGAAACUUUCCUUUUCUGAGCGAUGGAAAACGAUGGUGGAGCUUGGCCGACGAAGUAUGCGGCCCUUUACGUUAGGUGAAGACGCAGCGCUUGAAGGAGAACUACAUGGCGACCGCCUCAGAGUGGUUUUGGUCUCCUUAUCGCGCUCGGGAGUGCACUAUGAGCGCAUGUUGGCUGCCAUGUCGCUCCGCGGAAUGGUCGCGGUGGCCCUUGAGCAAAAACGUCAACCCCCACCAGACGUUAUGACGGCCCUCGCUAAGCUUGUGCUGGAUCCAUCAUCGAAUAUUUUCAAGCUGGUGGCUACCCCUUUGGUCCAAGUUUCAACAGACGAAGCACUCAAGGAGGUUCUCGUACAGGCACAUACAAUUCAAUUCACAGUACUGAACAAUAUCAUAACGAAGUGUGGGAAGUCCCACAUUAUGCAUGACUUAUAUAGGGAACAGAAACAGCUCGACCGCUCCGCACAGGGUGAAGAGAAAAGGGAUGGUAAUUCGUCUCUGGUUCGAAAGGCUCACAAAAUUACCUCCAUUCGAAAGAUGGAAAAGCUCCACGCUCAUCUUUCUGAAGAUGAGCUAAGAAGUCUUUCAGUAAACGAUCUAUUUGCGCUUCCCGAUGAAGUGUUCCGCAUAUUGACCGUCCGGUAUCCUGAUUUGAUGGUAAAAAUUCUUACUGAACUCAAGGCGCGCAUGAAUAAUGAAAACCACAACCCCGAGGAUGUGGAUACUGAGCAUGCUCAAGAUUGUGGGAUGAACAAUGCUUUGCUGAAUCUCGUGGACUCUAGAAUAUUUUCCGCGGCAAGUGCGUUGGGUGUACUAUCUCGAAAGAAAGAAGUAGACCUUGGUAUGAAACUCAUGAAGGAAGCACUUAGUGUAUCAAACUCGCGCAAAACAGAAGCGAUAAGUGCGCUCAGGAUCUACAUCCGCGUGCGAACAAUAGAUACGCUCGAAUACAUGAUUCAGCAUAAAGAGGAGUUGCAGAUCUCUAUGAUAAGACUAAACUCAAGACGCACUUUAAAAAGGCUGCAAAGCAACGUACCUCUUCUUGUAGAAUUAUAUAAAAUGGGGUGGAUCGAUGAGGAUCUAUUCCGCAUGAUUCCUAACUCUGCACGCGAGCAGCUUUACAAACAGGUCAUCCGUCACGUGUGUGUUGGAAAGAAUAAUAACGUGGUACCGAUGAGAGUAGCGCGCCACAUCCCAUCCCGGGCUCUUCGAGAAAAAACGGCGAAGCAGAUGUUUCAUCUCAAGGAAUUGCAGAGCUCCCUGGAUACGCGCCUCAAAUACCUCAGCUUGCUUCCAUUCCACGAGGCGUGGGAACUUGGCCGGCCGUUUAUAACUUAUCCGAAGCCGGAAAUCCGUCGUAAAUGCGCCGGCUCGCUGAUUAGCGGUGUCGCCUAUUAUCCAGAGCACAUAAUCGACAUUCUUACGUUCAUCCUGAAGCAAAAGAAUGAGCAGGAUCCGUGGCGAACGGCGAUGUUUGAGUCCCUCACAGAUCUUCCCUUGAAUGUCUGGAGUCAGGAGCAUCUGGGAUACAUCGAUAAACUGAUUCAGGAUAGCUUUGAUGCAAAAGACAUUUCAGAAUACAGCCUGACGCUUGCGCAGAGAUUCCUCGUGCGGAUCUCGGAGAAGUUUCCGGUGUACGCUGCGGAAAAGAUCCUCCUAUUCCUUAAACGCGAUAUAUGCUGGAUAAAUGGCCUAGACAAGCUAUCCUGCUCUUCCGUCGAAAAGUUUCUCUCAGUACUUUUGCCCAAAAUCAAAGAACUGAUACAAAAAAACGAACAUGCAUUGCCAAACAGCAUUAAGAACGAGCUCAGGCCGAAACAGCGACUCUUAAAAAAUAUUCUUAAGCCCAUUUAUGAUUGCUACAUGGCCCUGGAUGAUCCCCUAGGACAUAGCUCUACGCUUGAAUUUUACUACAAUGCAUUUCGCCACGAAACGAUUUACCAAAUCGUUCCUGACAUUCUGCAUACGAAAGGUGUGGUGAUGGACAGGAUCGUCGGCAUGGUAUUAUACAAGUAUCAGCAAGGUGAAUUGUUCAACUUCUGGUUACAAUCCUUGGAAACGCUAUACCAUGCAUCAGAUUCGUCGCAGUUCUUAUUGGAUCAAUAUCUUGCUUUUGCCGAUCCUAUGUGGGCCUACCGCUUAACAUCGAAGCAGCAGCGCGCCCUGGUGAAAAUUCUUUUCGGAUUCUAUUCGGAAAAAGAAUCUCCCUCGUAUUUCACCACACGAAAAUUCUUCGAGCAUAUCACUAAGUUUCCCUCCAUCACAAUCGAUGGUGACUUCCAGCAGUAUGUACAAAACGAUCAGGAAGAUCUCUUUACCCGCGAUACCGCGGUGUUUGCCCUCCGUCAACUGAGCGACGCGGCGUCCUUGGAAGAAUUAAAGAAUGCAAUUCAAGAUUCUCGUGAGCGUCAGGCUACCCUGGCGCUUUCCUCAAGACUAAGGUUCUACCCGGUUCGCGAUGUAGUUGAAAUUCUAUCAUCCGCGCUAAAAACAUGCAAGCUAGUAUCCGCACAGAAAUAUCUAGUGCGCUUCCUCGGUGCACUUGCCGACGAAAACGCACUUGAGUGCCUUAUGCAGCUUUGCAAAGAAGACGAUUGCAUGCAUAAGGACGUCAGGCUCGCCAUGCAGGAUGCGUUUCGUAACUACUUGGAUCAUGAGAAGGUUUGGGACUUUUACGACAAUGGGGUUAAAAGCUCGCGUUCGGCAGAAUGCAUUGCGGUGCUGAGCAUUGAUGAUGGUAGCCUGCAUCACAACUGGCAACUGGAGCGCAUGAACCAGCUUAUUAUCGCACUCCUCCAGAGUGCGGACGUCACCGUCCAGCUGGAGGCAAUGAAACGCCUCUCGACGAGUCAUAUCCUUGGAAAUCGAACCACAAUCGAGGAAGCGUUUGGAUUCCUAAGUCAUUCAAAUUUAGGGUUUGGGCAAUUCGCAAUGCGGCAUAUUCUUCAAUAUCGUAAUAUCUCCCCCGAGGAAGUUGCAGAGCGUCUGGCCAGCCUGCCAGACGAUCACGAUAUCGCCACAGCCAUCCAGAUGCUACUUCUCCAAUGCCCGCGAUACACACCAUUAGCCCGCAGCGCACGAUUGGAACGAAUAGCCGAAGAGCUGUAUAGGCGUCUUAUCAACAGACGCCGCCAACCCACACUGAUAUGUAAGCUGGUGCUGUUUGGUAAUGCAAAUCUCUUAGAAUCCCACCUUAUGGAGAUGCUCGAAAAAAAUCUUCUUCACGCAGGUGCGGCCGCAUAUGUUGUCGCUGAGUUAUCCAGCUAUGCGGCGGAGUACCCGUUGAAGGUGAUUCAAGGUAUGGAAAGAAAGUUUCGCCAACAUGCACAUCCCUUCCUUCGACGCUGCGGGCUGUCCAUGUUGCAGGGCAUUGCUCCUUUAAGCAAGUGGCCAUCGGAGUACCGGGAAGCCCUUCAACGAUAUCGAGAGGAUUCCGAUCUCUGGAUUCAAAACGACGCCGCGCUCGUGAGUGUUCCCUUCUUUGAAGAAGCAUCAAAUGAAAACACUGACGAGUAG